CUGGAGAAGAGCGCGGCCGACCUGACCGUGAUGGACGUCUACGACAUCGCCUCGCUGGUGGGCCAGGAGUUCGAGCGGCUGAUCGACCAGCACGGCUGCGAGGCCAUCGGGCGGCUGAUGCCCAGGGUGGUGCGCGUGCUGGAGAUCCUGGAGGUGCUGGUCAGCCGCGACCACAUCAGCCCCGAGGUGGAGGAGCUGCGCCUGGAGCUGGACCGCCUCCGCUUGGAGCGCGUCGACCGGCUGGAGAAGGAGAGGAAGCACCAGAAGGAGCUGGAACUGGUGGAGGAUGUUUGGCGAGGAGAAGCCCAGGACCUCCUCACCCAGAUUGCCCAGCUUCAGGAGGACAACAAGCAGCUGAUGACGAACCUCGCCAACAGGGACGUGAACUUCUCGGAGGAAGAAUUCCAGAAACACGAAGGGAUGUCAGAAAGAGAAAGGCAAGUGAUGAAAAAGCUGAAGGAAGUGGUCGACAAGCAACGGGAUGAAAUCCGAGCGAAGGACAGAGAGCUGGGACUUAAAAAUGAAGACGUAGAAGCACUCCAGCAGCAGCAAAACAGGUUGAUGAAGAUAAACCAUGAUCUGCGCCACCGGAUUACCGUCGUGGAAGCUCAGGGGAAGGCAUUGAUUGAGCAGAAAGUGGAGCUGGAAGCUUAUUUGCAAACCAAAGAGCACGAGAUGACGGCCUUGAGAGCGGAGCUGGGAAAACUGAGGGAGAAACUGCAAGGGGAACCGAGUCACAAUGGAGAAGAAGCACAGCCGGAAGAAGCCAACAACUCCGAGGAAGUCCUCUCGGAUGCGGAGAAGACCGCCUUGGAUCUGAAGGACCCCAGUCGGCCCAGAUUCACUCUCCAAGAGCUGCGGGACGUUUUGCACGAGAGGAACGAGCUGAAGUCAAAAGUUUUCCUCCUUCAAGAGGAGCUUCUGUAUUACAAGAGCGAUGAAUUGGAUGAAGAAACACGAUCUACUCAGUCCCCAGCCAUCCUUCAUUCCAAACCGUUGACUCAGCAAGAAUCCGGCAUCAAACGGCUGAUCUUUACCGCUGUUAUGCCCAUGGUUGCUGCCGGAUUGAUCCCGGACGAUCCCACAUUGCAGCCAAUCAGAAGACUUAUGUCUCUUAUUUAGCUUCUUCUCCCGCGACAAGA
Molecule: messenger RNA, 1142 nt
Organism: Protobothrops mucrosquamatus (brown spotted pit viper)
Lineage: Eukaryota; Metazoa; Chordata; Lepidosauria; Squamata; Viperidae
Gene: RILPL1
Product: Rab interacting lysosomal protein like 1
Exons: 8
Coding region: 31-1122 (363 amino acids)
Biological process (GO): cilium assembly
Cellular component (GO): cytoplasm; ciliary basal body
Molecular function (GO): protein dimerization activity
Source: RefSeq, a predicted model, not a curated record